Messenger RNA from Lactuca virosa, 696 nucleotides. The record is from the annotation of a GenBank genome assembly. Lineage: Eukaryota; Viridiplantae; Streptophyta; Magnoliopsida; Asterales; Asteraceae.
AUGUCUAAAAACAUCAUACUGUUCAUAUCAUUCGUCUUAAUUCUAUCAAUCCUCCCAACAACCCAUGCAACAGUGAAAUACAACAUCACAAACACAGCUACACAAACCCCAGGUGGGAUCAGAUACGAGACCCAAAUCGGGUUCAAACACAGUAAACACAUCUUAAAGUCCUCAAAUUUGUUCAUAUGGAGGCUUUUCCAACAAAGAAACAAAACAGAAAGAGCAAACGUGACACACGUGCACUUACUCAUCGAUGACAUGGACGGUGUUGCUUACUGUGAAAACAACGAGAUCCACGUCAGCGCAAGAUAUAUUGCAAACUACAAGGCUGAUGAUGAUGAUGAUGUUAGGAGAGAAUUCAGUGGGGUGAUGUAUCAUGAGAUGACCCAUGUGUGGCAAUGGAAUGGAAAUGGUUCGACCCCUGAAGGAUUGAUUGAAGGGAUUGCUGAUUUUGUGAGGCUAAAGGCUGGCUACAUACCUAGCCAUUGGGUUCAACCAGGGUCAGGUGACAAGUGGGACCAGGGCUAUGAUGUUACAGCUAGGUUUCUUGAUUAUUGUGAAGGUCUUAGAAAUGGGUUUGUGGCUGAACUUAAUAAGAAGAUGAGGUAUGGUUAUAGUGUUGACUAUUUUGUUGACUUGGUUGGGAAGUCAGUUGAUCAGUUGUGGAGUGAGUACAAGGCUGCAUAUCAUUUAUAA